AUGGCAGGCAAGCUGUGGUUGAUGUCGAGACAAAGCAGCGAAAACAUCUCCCCACUGCACCGGCAAGCGGUUAAGCGCCGGACGAUCGUCGUCACGGAAGAGCCGAAGCUCCACUUAGUCUGGUACCACGACCGAAUCUUCGUCAAGCCGCUCCCGCGCUACCUCGGAGACUACGGCUUCUGGCACGAUCACAUCUGCGCCAAAGACGGCACGGACGAGCGAGCCCUCCGGGUCCAGCGCGCGGCGCUGGGGUUCAUCCGGACGUACUAUCAUCUGAUCCGCUCCGAGACCGACUUUCGCAUCGCCAAGGACCCGAGCCUGGCCCUGAUACCAGAGCAUGUGACGUGGGAGGACUUCUGCGCCUUCACAGGGAGUCUGAAUACCAUCGAGGACCGUGAGGUCUCGGAGCGGUACCAGUACGGCGAAAUCCGCCUCACGCGCCUUAACAUGUACGCGCCAUUUCUGCUCGGCAAGUCGCACUUUCAGCGGGUGGAGUACCAAUACGGACCGUACUUUGCGCGGCUCUUUGUCCCCAUUCUGUUCGUCAUGGGUGUUUUGUCGGUGAUCUUGAGCGGCAUGCAGGUUAUCUUCACAGCGAGCGAGGGGGGCGCCGCGGUGAGGAGCCGGCGAUGGGCGGAUGCCGCGGUCGGAUUCAGCGUGGCAUCGAUUGUCGUGGCGUGUGGGCUUCUCAUUGUGCUCGGGGUGGCUGUUGUGUACAAGAUAUGUAUGGAGUGGCAGGUUGCGAUUCGAGAUCGCCGACGGCUGACGAAGCAGAGAAACAAGGAGAAACAGGGUCAGGCGCCUGGGAGGGGAAACGCCUAA
Verticillium dahliae VdLs.17 is the source of this 822-nucleotide messenger RNA. RefSeq lists its product as uncharacterized. NCBI's taxonomy places the organism in Eukaryota, Fungi, Ascomycota, Sordariomycetes, Glomerellales, Plectosphaerellaceae. The transcript has a single exon. The record is from RefSeq and is a predicted model, not a curated record. Bases 1 to 822 code for a protein of 273 amino acids.